Messenger RNA from Frankliniella occidentalis (western flower thrips), 8447 nucleotides. RefSeq lists its product as uncharacterized. The transcript is spliced from 21 exons. Gene Ontology annotation, molecular function: 3',5'-cyclic-AMP phosphodiesterase activity. The coding region runs from base 721 to 4086 and encodes 1121 amino acids. The record is from RefSeq and is a predicted model, not a curated record. NCBI's taxonomy places the organism in Eukaryota, Metazoa, Arthropoda, Insecta, Thysanoptera, Thripidae.
UGUGCUCGCAGCUGCGUCCGUGCAGCGGCAGGGUGUUCCAAGCCCACCUGUGCGAACGUCACGUUUGGUGGUGACAAGUGCGUCAAGAAACGUGCUGGAACGUUGGGUGCGCGCAGUUGUGCGUGCACCUGUGAGUGCAGCUGUCCCAUUUCGGCGAGUGGGUGGAAAACACCUGCCUAUCGAGUCUGCCACCCUGCCGCCUCGCCUUAUCAAAUCAAAUCAGCAGGCCCCGUCGCGCUGGGCGCCGCCAUGGACCCCGUGCUGACGGCCCGUGAGCGCCGCCGUGCCGCCGUGGGGGCGGCCCCGUGACGCGUCCGCGCGUGUGUGUGUGCGUGUGCGUGCGCGCGUGUGUGUGUGUGUGUGUGACAGUGAUCGUGAUGAAGAUGUGGUCGUGACCGUCCACGCCUUGGAAGUGACCAACAUGACGGCAGGGAAAUGAGAACCGUAGCGCGUUGUGGUGAACUGGCCGACAUGUGACCACCGUGUCUGGCGGUGGUGACCCGGGGGGAGCUGCUUGCAGGUGCGGUGGCUGCCGCGGCGCAGCUGCAGGUGUGUGAUGCAGCGGGGGCUGAGGCCCAGGGCUGACGCGGCUUACGCGGCUGACGCCUUGCUGACGCCCACGGGUGCAGGGUGGCGGGGGUAGACUGCGGCUGUGACGGCGGCUGCCGGGGGCGGCGGGGGUGGGGCCGGGGGCGGCGCGGGGAGGCCGGCGACGAGGCGAUGAGCGGCACCUGCGGCCUCUGCUCCCUCAUCGGCGACGUCUUCCGGAGGCUCAUGUGCAUCGGCGGCUCCCGCCGCGGCUCCGGGGAGUCGUGCUACCAGGAGCUGCCCGACGAGGAGGCCACCAUCCCCAAUAGAACGGGGGAGCAGUCGGACGGCGGCGUUCUACUUCGAGUGUCGGCCGGGGGCGGCACGGCCACGUCGCUGUCCUCGCUGGACUGGGUGCUGCUCGGGGCGCUGGACGCGCUGGGCGCGGCGCGCUCGCUGCACACGGGCCGCUUCCUCACGAUGCACAAGCGGCGCCGGCGGCGGCCCACGACCCGGGGGCUGCAGCACCACCCCGCGCUGCUCGACGACAUCCACCACGGGCUGGUCAAGUGCGUGCUGGACCGCGUCUCGCUGUGGCCCUUCAACGCUUUCGCCCUGGACACUGUGACUGGAGGCCGCUCUCUCCCCGUUUUGUGCGUCCACCUGUUCCACUGGUACGGCCUCAUGGACCAUUUUAAACUAGACGUCGUGCGUGUGUGGAAGCUCUUUAGCUUAGUUGAGGACGGCUAUCACGGCAAUAACCCAUACCAUAAUUCAAUACACGCAACUGAUGUCACGCAGGCAAUGCAUUGUUUCCUUCAGGAAGAAAAGAUUCGUAAAUACCUGACGCCCCUGGAGAUCAUGGCCGCCCUGAUCGCUGCCGUGACGCACGACCUGGACCACCCCGGCGUGAACCAGCCGUUCCUCAUCGCCACAUCAAACCACCUGGCUGCACUGUACGAGAAUACAUCUGUUUUGGAAAAUCACCACUGGCGCAGUGCAGUGGGAUGCCUUCUAGAAAGCAAUCUUGCUGAUCAGCUAAAAGAUUGUCGCAAGGAAAUGGAAGAACAAAUAGCAUCUCUAAUUUUAGCCACUGAUAUAACUCGACAACAGGAAUUCCUCACUAAAUUUAAAAAAUAUCUUGAUACCAAAUCCCUUGAUAUGACAAAGCAUGAGGACCGCCACUUUAUCCUCCAAAUUGCUUUGAAAUGUGCUGAUAUUUCAAACCCAUGCAGACCUUGGGAUGUCAGCCGGAAAUGGAGUCUAAAAGUUUGUGAGGAGUUUUUCCGACAGGGAGAUUAUGAACGCCAACUGAACUUACCAAUAACAUCCCUCUGUGAUCGCACAACAAACUCAGUUCCCAAAAUACAAGCAGGUUUCUUCAAAUUUGUAGUUGCACCUUUGUUUGAGGAGUGGCACAGGUUUUUGGAUACCCCAUUGUCACAUAAUAUGAUCAACCACCUUCGAAAUAAUCAAGCACGUUGGGAUAUUCUGUGUCAGCAAGAGGCUGACCAAGAAGUUAAAACCGAAAUUUCUGAGGCAGAGUCCCAGGUGGCGGAGGCCGAGAAACUAGGGGAAGAGGUUGAGGAGGAAUAUGACAAUGUGAAGGGAAGCAAGGAGCAUCUUCUUUCGGAAUCUCUAAGAAGACCAUCACUGCCAAUGGAACCAGAUCAGCCAGAUCAGCCAGAUCAAUGCACAAGUGGAACUGCAUCCACCAUAGGAAGACGCCACUCAGUACCUCUUAGUAGGCCGUCACUCCCAAAAACAAUUGUUAGGACAGAGGUUUCUGGAAUGACAACUGAUCGGGGAACUUGUAGACGCUUCACCUUAGUACCUGUACUACAUUUGGAGGAAGAUGAAAACUCAUGUGGAGAUGUGGCACUAGAUGACUUUCUCAAUCAUUCUCAACUUUCCCUCCAAUCAUCCUGCUCUUCUUCUAUGGGUGGGGACCGGAGUGGAGAGAGACCUGUUAGUGCAGAAAAUCUCCUUCCAGAGCCAAGUAUUGCAUCAAUAACAACAAGUACAGAGGCCAGCAGACUAUCUACAGUGCUCCAUGGUGGGAAUGGUAGUGCAACUUCUCCUGGUACAUUAGCUCCUCCACGCAGUUUAACAAGACAACAGACCUUCCCACCAGUACAACCUUAUGUGCGAGCAAGAUACAUGUCCACCACCGUUGAGAUGUCAACGUGCACUGAGGGAGUUGCAAACCCAACUAGUAGAUCAAGUUCGUCCAGUUCAAGUAGAGCAGAACUUACAGGCACUGCGCUUCCUAAACAGGAUGGAUCACCGUGUGGACAAAAUGGCUGUAAUACUCCUCCUACUCCAUGGACAAGACCAUCUCGAUCAAAUAAUUUAUCGUCUCCAGUAGUUGAUUCAAGUUCAUCAUCAGCUGUCAAACGGCAUGAUCCUGUGGAGCAGCCAAGUGAACACAAAACAAAAGCAAGCAAAGUUGCAAGACUCUCCCUCUCUGAUCCCAAUGGGGCAGAGAAAAUAUCUUUGGCCGCAGCUGCCUUGCGACUUCAGUUUAAGGAAAAUGUGGAUCCUCAGCUUGAAGUAUCAAGCAGUGUAACUACUGUUCCCAGUGUGAGCAACAUUCGCAGAAAUGUUCCCCAGGGUUUGGUUCUUAGAAGAGGUUCUGCACCUGUGACAUUAAGUCCGAGAGAAGAUGUACCAUUGGGCUUACCAGUGUCUUUGAGGCCAGGGAUGGAGAGAUUCUGUCGAAGAGGCUCUGUGCCUAUCGACAUCUCACGACAAAGUGUUAUAAGACCCCUGGCUUCCAAAGAGAAUCUUGGCUGCUUCUCUCCUCCUGCUCAGUCACUGCAAUCUGCCACCACCUCGCUCAACUCAAGCAGCAAUUCUAUGCCUCGUCAAUCAUCUUUGCCACAUGACCUUGCAAGACAGUCAUUGGGUUUGCCGGUGUCAUCAAGUCCUGCCCAAACUCCUCUUACGGCUCCAGCAGGAUUUGGCCUUAGGGACAGCGAUGGCAACUGUCAAAAAAGUGUGUUCUGGGAUCCAGUUGGGGGAAUCUUACUAUGGCCUCAGGAAAAGUCAAAGUUACCAUCCAACUAUUCCUUCAGUGCUGAUUUAAUUCACCGGUUGUCUGCACCUGACAAAAAAGUUCGAUCUCCUGCCUCUACUUCGGUAUCAGUUGGUGCAUCAUGUGUAAAUAGACAAUUGCAUUAUUUGGAUGUACGUCGAAGUUCUGUUCCAACUGAUAUCAGCCUGGAGCUGUUGCGCCGACUGACAGAGCAGCCCUCAGUACCAGGGCGCUCAUCAAGCAACAAUAAUAACAGUAAUGGUAAAACCAGAAACAGCCGGGUCAAGAAAGUUCUGCGCAGGCGCAGUUCUGGAGGACCCGAACUGUUUCUCAAUGACUGCAGUAUAGAUAGCAGUACCUGGCAGCGCUGGCGCCGCGAGGUUCUGCUAAUCCAACGAAUGGGAGUUACAGACCCCACUCCUGUGUUGGAACCCUUACUGUCUCGUAGGAGAGGUUCACUGCCAGUGGAAGUACUGGCAGCUACCCAAUCAGGACCACGUUCACCAGAGGAGAAACUAUAACUCUUCUAAUACAGAUUAAGACGUGGUUUAUUAUGUGGCAUGUAGUGAAAGCACUCAAUAACAAUUUUGAAUUGUUUUAUACAAUUUUGAAGAAACAGUUGGGAACAGAACCCUUGAAACACAAUGACAGCUUACUGGGUGUGUGGUUUUGAAUUUCUCUUUCAGAUAAUUCCAUUGGAGGAAAUAGACUGUGUGAAGUUCAACAAUGAUGACGUGAGGAAAGAUCACUUUCAAACUGCCAACAAGAAAAUGUUGUGAAAUUGAAAAUCAAACAAUAAUGUGACCUAUAAAUGUAGAUAUAAUUUAAGUAUUUUUCUUUCUAUGUUAUUUUGAAGUUGUUGUUUGUAUGUUUAUGUUCUGUUCUAUUUAUUAACAAAUUUAAAAUAUUCUGGGUCUUGACAGCAGAUGUCCCUUUGCAUAUACUCUCAGUUGCCCAAUGAAUAUGUGGUGGAACAUAGGUGUAGUUAUUGAUAUUUAUUUUGACCUGUAUACAGUAUCUUGUUCCUUUAUUUCAAUAAUUGUGGCUCUGAAUUAUGCUUUUCUCUGCACCUCAGGAGCUUUGCUGGUGUGCACUAUCCAGUCCUCUUAAUCCUGAAUCUAAACAUGGCCUCAAUUUCAAAAAUUCUGUCACUUCCAAUUAAAGAUCAAGUUGAGAUUUUAAUUUAAUGACAAGCUGUACUGUGUUUAAUGACAAGAUACAAUGAAAAUUGAAUCUCUAAGACUUUAAAACUUCCAGUUUUAUCUUUUUUUUAUUAUUUAACCUUGCUUACAUAAUUUAUAGAUGUAAUUACCUGCAACCAUUCAGAGCCUCAGCCCUUUUUUUUUGCCUUCUCAACUUUCUUGCUCAAGCAAAUAUUUGUUGUAGACAUGUUCUUGUGAGUAUCAUGUUGUGAUGGUUUAAGAUAAUUUGCAAUACUAGCUAAUGUUAAUUACAGGGCAAUGAAACUAAGUUCAAGGCUGUAAUGUAGUAGUCCACAUUUCAACAUUUCACCAGCAAUGGCAGUGACACAAUUUGCUCUGUCUUUCUUUCUCUCUUAUCAUUUCCUUUUCAAUCCUGAAGGUGGAACAGACAGUUUCUAAGUAGAUUCUAAAUUUUUUUUCACUCAGUAAAUCACAACUUUAUCUAAUCUAAUAUUGUACAACAUUUCUGAAAUGAAUAACCAAAAUGUCUUUGAUACCGGCAGAGUGCUUCUUUAAAACAUUACAGUGUCACCGUUUCUGAACAUUGUGGACUUGUUUUUAUUUUUAUCAAUUAAGUUCCUAAGUUUUCAGGUUUCUCUCCAUGUAUUGUGCAUUGUUUUAACCAUAAGAGUUACAUUGGUUGUUAUCACCCCAUUGUACUAAAAAUGAUAUUAGAGUACCUGUUUAAAUGGGAUGAGAUCUAAGUGAAAGUAAAAGUUCAGUGCGUGGUUUGGUUUUACCAUGUUUGACUGGAGGUAAAUCUUGAAGUGCUAAUAUUCAUAAUAAGAGGAAUAAUUGUGUUUAUAUUUUUUAGGGACCAGAUCAUCACAUUUUUCCCAUUUCAUAUCUUCACUUUUGUUACUCAAAAAUCUUACCUGUCCUCAGUUUUGUGAUUAAAUUUUUGUCCCUUUCUGUGGCAGUUGUUGUUGCCAGCCAUACAUAAACCAUUAUGUUCGUUCUUUGCUUCAGACAAUCUAGCAGAUGAAUGAGAUACGAUUCUUGAUAACCAUCAUUUGGUCAUGUUACCACUUUCCAAUAAUGUUUCUUACAUAUUUUCUAUGACUUUUGUCUCUUAAAAGUGCAAUAAUUAACAAUUGUUAUUUGAACUGAGAGUUUAUCUGUUAAAUUGUGUUCUGUGACUACUGAAUCCCAGUCUUUUGAACAUGGUAACUUGUUUGUUACCGUACUCGAGAGCUUGUCCACUUAAAGAUUGUUUCCAUAAGAGAUAAUAGUUCCAGCAACUUCAAUGACAUAGGUUUUGCAAUUAUGUUUAAACUUGUUGGAAUGAUUAGCAUGGCUGGUCAGAUGCCUGUUCUUGUCAACAUGACUUAUUUUGAUGAGUAUAAAUCCUGCCUCAGCUGUUGUUAUUGCCCAUCACUAUUAGCUCUCUGGGGUAAAGUUAUGUAAAUAAUUCCCUUGUCUAGUAAAGGACUAUCCUUUUCCUGAUGUUUCUUGAAUGAUCUGUUUCAGACAUACCAAAAAUGACCUAUUGUUCAAAAUCUUCCUAGUCAAUUUAAAAAGGAAAUAAAAUUGUACAUUUGAAGUGUCCCUAAAUUUAAUCUGCAGUUUACCCUUUGUGAUUUUACUUCAGUUUUCUGUUGUGUUGUUUUUGAAUUUUACUUUUUAUAUUUGACAAACUGUAGAACUACUCAGCUGAUAUUUUAGUUUAUUUUACACCUGUUAAUUAAUAAUCAAGACAGAGAGUUAUAAAUGUUAUGUUAUUUUUCCUUGUAUGUUUCUUUGAUAAUUUACAUAGACGUGACUUUGACCUGAAAGCAUAAUUACCUUUUCAUCUUCCGGAUCCUUUUAAAUUGUUGUUAAUGUGAUACAGGUCUCUAAAAUUGAUGUGAUAUGUGCCAUCUUCUGCUUGUCUGGAUUACAAAUUGUUCACUUUAUGUAAUUAUUGUUAUGUUUUCUUACUGAUAGAAUUCCCUGUGCCAAAAAUUUUGGCCUGACUGGUUUGCUGUAUUACUGUCAACUUCCUCCCUUCAUUUUCUUUGCUUCAAACAAAGCUGUUUAAAACUCUACUUGUGAACUCAACUAGGAUUACUGAUGUUUGAUGUCUGUUUCCCAAGGUUGAUAAUACAUGUCUCUACGUUUAUUGACAGAAACGACAAUGCACAUACAUCAAAAAAGGUGUCUGUGCUCCAUCCCCUUCUCUUUCCCCUCUCCGCCAUGCACACUACAAAUAUGAGACCCAUUCUGCUAGCAAUAUCAUUAUUCAUUGAAUUAGCUCUAUUGGUCUAAAAAGUCUCUGGAUUAUUUCCAAUCGUGAAUUACAACUUUUAUUCGAGGGAAGGAAGUGAAAACUGUUCAGUAUUACUGUUAAGUUUUUGUUAUAGGACUAUCAUAUCUAUCGUGUUCAAUUUUCUGCAGUUGUUUCAAAUUCUAUAUGUACCUUUUUGUGAGAAGAAAUCUAUUAAUUUAUUUAUAUGCUCUCACUUACACUGUCAGGCUCCAUUGACUAUUAAUGGUUUGUUUGUGAUCUAUGUUUUAAGUGUUUGCAACUUUCAAUUUCCACAUUCACAUAGAUCUAUGGUAAUUUUGUGUUCUAUCUCUGUUACUUUCCUGAACGUCCACUGGCAUGUUAAAUUACCUGAGACUUUAAACUAAAUGUUUUGAAUAAGAUAUAAGGAUAUGUUUAUCGAGGGAGGACCUCCAGAUAUUGCUAUGUUGAAUAUUUCUUUCUGUACAAUUUAACAUAUUAUCCAUAAACUGGUAUCACUAAAAAACUUUCUCUGAACAAAUUUCAGCAACAACGGCAACGAACCAAAAAUAUGUGUCAAAAUGUUGGUUUUGUCAUAUGGACAUAUAUUUAUAUAUAUUUUGAGAUUGUACCUGAUCUUCUCAGUAUGUAGUAGCCUGUUUCUGUUUUCCCUCUUACACAGUAAUAUAGACUUUCUGAUGCCAAUUUAAAUGUUGCUACCAAAAGGUGUUCAGAAGUAAUAAGAGACACUUUCUGAAGUGAGAUUUCAUAGUUUUGGUCAUGUUUUCAUCUGCUGUAUUGUCAUUUGAUUCAUAGUAAAAUCUAGUCUUUAAACCCCCAUUUAAGUUGAGUGUUCAAUUCUAUAUGUCUCACUCUACACUUGCUAUAUUUUAUUUUGUGAUCUUGAUUUCUUUACACAACGUGUCACACUAAUGAAAACAAAUAAGAUUUGAAAUUGUGUUUAAAGGAGAUUUUUUUAAGGCUAUUGAUGAGCUGGUGAAUACCAAAGACACAUCAUUUAAUUUCAGCUUUUGUUUUUCUUUUGUUUCUUUUUUAUAAAGUUUAUUUUAUAAUUCCAACCACGUGUAAAAUAUCAUUUAGUCAAAGAUGUAAACUGUGGCAAGCCUUUUGUUGUGAACAUGUAAAUUGAGUUUCAGUGCAGCCCCUCUUCCUCUUAGUUUGCAAGUCAAAAUUAUCGUUUGUGUGUCUAUGAAAUAUGUGUUGAGACUGUAUCGCGUACUUCCUGUUUUUCUAUCCUUUUCUGUUCACUGUUGGUCAUUUUACUGUCAUCUUGAUCAGAUUUCGUAAAAAUUGAUUUUUUUAUGUGUUCUAAGAAUUGUUUUUAGGAGGUUUGUGAUUGCAAGAGAGUGGUUGUGUACUGACACCAAAAAUUAAUGGGUGCUAACAUCUGUUUGUUAAUAUGGCAAAGUAAUGUGGAAAAUGAAUCCACUAAAAAUAAAGUGUCUAUCAUCAA